AUGGCGCUGCUCCUGUGGGCCCAGACCCUUGGCCUUGCUGGCACCCAAACCCUCCAGAUUCUUGUGGAACCCCCCUGGACACCGGCAGUGCUGUGGGACCAGGUGACACUGACCUGCCGGGGCUCAGGGACCACCGGUGGCACUACCUGGUACAAGGACGGGCAGCGCUGGCUACAGGAGGGACCCAACCACUUACUUGUCACCGAGAGUGGCACCUACGAGUGUGACAGAUGUGGCACUGGGCGCAGUCCCCCCGUGACCAUCUCAGACGCGCGGUUGGUGCUUCAGGUGCCAGCACGGGUGCUGCUGGAGGGGGACAUGGUGAUACUGCGCUGCCGCCGCUGGCGGGACAAGUCGGUCACCGGAGUGCGAUUCUAUGAUGGGGACAAGGAGGUGGGGAGGUCCCCCCGUGGGACCGAGCUGUCCCUGUCCCCUCUGCAGCUGAACCACAGUGGCCGCUAUAGCUGCGGGGGCUGGGUGGACUCUGAGCUGUCAUCGUGGGCACAGUCAGCACAGGUGACAGUGACAGUGCACGAGCUGUUCCCCGUGCCGGUGCUGGAGGGGCCCCCUGAGCCCACCGAGGGGUCCCCCCUGAAUCUCAGCUGCCUCAGCACUCCCAGCCACCUGCGGCCCCAAGCCCCCCUCCUGCACGUGUUCUACCGGGAUGGGCAGGUGGUGGGGGGCCCGCAGUGGUCCUCGCAGUGGCUGGUACCUGCUGUGGGGGUCUCCCACUCGGGAAAUUACAGCUGCCAGGUGCACUCUGAGGCGGGGACCGUGCAGAAGAGCAGUGCCCGGCUCCGCGUCACGGUGCGCAGGGUCCCACUCUUGGGGGUGUCCCUGUUGGUGCAGCCCCCUGGGGGACAGGUGGCACUGGGGGACCGCCUGGUGCUGAGCUGUGUGGUGGCCACAGGGACAGAUCGCCUGUCCUUCUCCUGGCACCGGGAGGGCUCGGGGGCACCACUGGGCACUGGCCCCCACCUGGAGCUGCGCCAUGUUGGGGACGAGGACAGCGGUCGCUAUCAUUGCCAGGCCAGGGAUGGGGACAAUGUGGCAGAGAGCCCUGCGUUGAACGUCACUGUCCUGGUGCCUGUGGCAAAUGCCACCAUCACCCCCGGUCCCCUGUCACACCAGGUGCAUGCAGGUGACCCCGUGACCCUGCGCUGCUCGGUGCAGGUGGGCUCAACCCCUGUCACCUUCACCUGGCUGCACAACGGGCAGGAGGUGGCCCAGGGUCCGCUUCUGGAGCUUGGAACUGUUGAUGUGAGACAUUCAGGCACCUACCAAUGCAUGGCCACCAACCAGCUGGAUGGGAACCGUGUGUUCCGUGCACCCAGCCCAGAGCUGGCGCUGGAAGUGACACUGCAUGGUCACAGGAACACAGGUGGGGUCACAUGGGGGGUCCCUUGGGGGCUGCAGCACUCCCGGGAUUCUGGGUGA
Messenger RNA from Passer domesticus (house sparrow), 1437 nucleotides. RefSeq names its product Fc receptor-like protein 4. The transcript has 7 exons. Gene Ontology annotation, molecular function: transmembrane signaling receptor activity. Gene Ontology annotation, biological process: cell surface receptor signaling pathway. Gene Ontology annotation, cellular component: plasma membrane. Lineage: Eukaryota; Metazoa; Chordata; Aves; Passeriformes; Passeridae. Bases 1 to 1437 code for a protein of 478 amino acids. The record is from RefSeq and is a predicted model, not a curated record.